Messenger RNA from Brassica napus (rape), 3332 nucleotides. RefSeq names its product cysteine-rich receptor-like protein kinase 26. The record is from RefSeq and is a predicted model, not a curated record. Gene Ontology annotation, molecular function: protein kinase activity; ATP binding. The coding region runs from base 687 to 2708 and encodes 673 amino acids. The transcript has 8 exons. Gene Ontology annotation, biological process: protein phosphorylation. Lineage: Eukaryota; Viridiplantae; Streptophyta; Magnoliopsida; Brassicales; Brassicaceae.
UAAUGGCCGGCCCACUUCCCAGACUAUCUACCAUUUAAAUGUAUGUGUGUCAAAAUAUCAUGGAAAAUCUCAUGUGAAGUGUGCUUAAAGUUGUUAGUCUUCUAGCGCACCAUGAUGAUCUUCAGGUACAAUCCGUAUUCAGCUCUCAGUUUUAGCAGCUGCGAGACAGAACCAUGUGAGCUCUUCUUCUGCAUGUCCCACUCUUGCAAAGCCCAUUUUUCUGAAGAUAAUUUCAUCACUAUCACUUCUCAGCUUCUUUAAAUCCUAUUCACAAUGAUCACUUAACAUGAAACAUUUUUGAAGUCGUUAGAUUUAUAAGCCGUUUGUAUAUUACUCAACCCUGUCUCUCUCUUUAUUAUUGUUUAAAAAGUGGUUUCAGAGAAAGGAAAAUGAAUGCAAGUAAAUUACAUUUAUUUUUAUUCUGACGCUGCCUGAAUACUGAACUAUUUUCCUUCCAACAUUACAAUCCAGGGGAACUUUCACAACAUGCUAUUUAACAAGUAAUUUUUAUUUGUUGACCAACCCAGUAAUCCUAUAAUUCUAUGAAUAAUUGUCACAUUUCAUAACAGCCUAGCUUACAUUUAAACCAAAAUAAAAAAAAUCUAAGUAACUAACAUAAUCAAGGUCAACGCAUAAUGGCGUGUUAACUCCCUUCUAACAAUCUAAGACAAAUGAUUUAACAGAAAAUGAUCCAAAUAUUCUCUCUUUUUCUUCUCCCUCUGAUCUCAGUCUUAAUCCAAAUCCAAUGCCUCACCGUUCAGUCACAACCGGUGCCGUUAAAACAAAUAUGCUCAAACGUCACAGGCAACUUCACCGUUAACGCCCCUUACGCCGUCAACCUCGACCGUCUCAUCUCUUCUCUAUCAUCUCUUCGGCAUAACGACAACGGAUUCUACAACAUCUCACUCGGAGACUCAGAUGGAAAAGUCAACUCAAUCUUACACUGUAGAGGCGACGUCAAACCUGAAGAUUGCACCAACUGUCUCGCAAUGGCUGGAAAAAGACUUGUCACAUUGUGUCCGGUUCAGAAAGAGGCGGUUAUUUGGUACGACAAAUGUACGGUUAGGUACUCGAACCGGACGCUUUUCAAAAUACUUGAGAUUUAUCCUCAAACAAGCAUCUCCGGGACAAGAAACUUCACAGGAGAUCGCGACGGUUGGGAGAAAUCAUUAAGGGGUUUACUCGAAGGGCUUAAAGACAGAGUAUCCGUGAUUGGUCGGAGAAGGAAGAACUUUGUGGUCGGAGAAACGAGCGGGCCGUCGUUUCAGACAUUGUACGGGAUGGUCCAGUGCACGGCGGAUAUAUCGGAACAAGAUUGCACGUAUUGUUUAUCUCAGGGUAUCGCAAAGAUUCCGAGCUGUUGUGAUAUGAAAAUGGGUAGUUAUGUGUUGUCUCCUAGCUGUAUGGUGGCUUAUGCUCCAUGGAGAUUCUAUGAUCCAGUGGACACCACUAAUGAGCCAAGCUCAGUGCCUGCUACGCCGCCAACUGGGACUCAACGGAAUGAGACGACAAGUGUUGAACAAGGGGAUAAAAACAGAGGUGUACCUCCUAAAGCUUUGAUCUUUGCUGCUGUUUCAGCUGCUGUUUUUGUCUUAUUUAUCGCAUUCUUAGUCGUUUACCUAAGAUCGAGGAAGAAGAAAUUAAAGAGGAGGACAACUAGCGAAGAGCGAAACCUUGAAGACAUUAGCACAGAUUCAAUGAGAUUUGAUUUCACUAUGUUACAAGAAGCCACAAGUCAUUUUUCAGUGGAAAACAAACUUGGAGAAGGAGGAUUUGGAGCAGUUUAUAAGGGUGUGCUUUCGGAUGGACAAGAAAUAGCGGUGAAAAGGUUGUCGGAAAAUGCACAACAAGGAGAAAUCGAAUUUAAGAACGAGUUCUUAUUGGUGGCAAAGCUUCAACAUCGUAACCUCGUCAAGCUCUUAGGCUACUCAAUAGAUGGAAGUGAAAGGCUUCUCGUCUACGAGUACCUCCCACACACCAGUCUCGACAAGUUCAUCUUCGAUCCUAUCCAUGGUAAGGAACUGGAUUGGGAAGUUAGAUACAAAAUUAUUGGAGGUGUAGCUAGGGGGCUUCUUUAUCUUCAUCAAGACUCUCGUCUCCGGAUCAUUCACCGUGAUCUUAAAGCUAGUAACAUACUGCUAGACGAGGAAAUGACCCCGAAAAUUGCAGAUUUCGGACUGGCAAGGCUAUUUGAUAUCGACCACACUACUCAACGCUACACGAAUAGGGUCGUAGGGACUUUUGGAUAUAUGGCUCCGGAGUAUGUAAUGCACGGACAGUUCUCGUUUAAAACAGAUGUUUACAGUUUCGGUGUUUUGGUUCUUGAGAUCAUCAGUGGUAAGAAAAACAGCUGUUUCAGCGAUGAGGACAGCAUGGAAGGCCUCCUUACCUUCGCAUGGAAAAAUUGGAAGGAAGGUAUUGCCUUGAAUCUUGUGGACAAGGUUUUGAUGACAAUGUCAAGUCAUUCAUCGAACAUGAUCCUGAGAUGCAUAAACAUUGGUCUUCUUUGUGUCCAAGAUAAAGUUUCAGAGAGGCCAAGCAUGGCUUCAGUUCUUCUGAUGUUAGAUGGACAUACUCUUGCUCUUUCAGAACCUUCAAGGCCUACCUUUUUCACACACAGUACAAUGGUUUCAGAUAGUUCUUCUUCUGUAGGACAUAACGCAAAAACUUCAAAUUAUAAUUCCAACACUGAGUUGUAUCCUCGGUGAGUUUGUCUGAAUAACUGAAAUUAAUAUUUGAUUAGAUUUGAGUCAACUCACUUUUUAAGUGAGGAAAAAGAGUGUUACACUGUCUCUGUUUCACUUUCAAGGAGAGAUGUCAUCUCAUCUCUUGAAGAAAACUAAUAUCUGAAAGAAAUGUACAAAAUCAUUGUGAAAAUGUUAUUUGAGUGAGUCUUGAUCAGUUGAGGAGAGAAGCAAGAUUGAUAAAGGUUUCUUCACUGCAAGGAAUAGUGAGGCCGCCCAUUGGAUGAUCAAAUCCAAAUUCUUCCUCUGCCCUUCUUAGGAGAUCUUGAAAUGAAGGUUGGUUCAAGUACGAGAUGGGAACUACAAAUCUCUUCAUCUUUCUUUCUCCUACGUAAACCGCUAAGUAGCCUUUUGGAACUUCAAGAUAGCUAGAGGAGGAGGAAGAUGAAAACAGUUUUGCUUGACGUAGAAUCUGCUUUGAUGAUUGUAGCAUGCGAGGAACCCUGAUCGCCAUGGAUUGUCUUUGUUUCUUUGUAUUGAAAGUCUUAAUGCUUUACUGCAGAACGUGAGAACUUGUUGAGUUUAGAGGACCCAGUGAUGAGUAUAUAUAUAGAUAAGAGCAUUAUGAGAAGAUAACCUUUUAUUGGA